Bradysia coprophila is the source of this 3691-nucleotide messenger RNA. It is a transcript of the gene Ctr9, whose product is annotated as RNA polymerase-associated protein Ctr9. The record is from RefSeq and is a predicted model, not a curated record. Gene Ontology annotation, cellular component: Cdc73/Paf1 complex. Gene Ontology annotation, biological process: transcription elongation by RNA polymerase II; regulation of DNA-templated transcription. Gene Ontology annotation, molecular function: RNA polymerase II complex binding. NCBI's taxonomy places the organism in Eukaryota, Metazoa, Arthropoda, Insecta, Diptera, Sciaridae.
CUGACAACACUGCGCUAUUGUGGUUUUGACGUCUAUUUGACAGUUUUCAAAUGAGGAACUGAAAUUGUUAUUACGCGUCCCUUUGGAAAAAAAAGUAAUUUUUCGAAAUAUUUUGUGAAUGUUGGAGCUCACGUAACGGGAUCCAAACAAUUUGAAGCGAAUUUUCAUCCGGUCGCCGUCACAUUUUCUACAUUUUUGUUCGGUGUAUCAAACAACGCCAUGGCUGCAAUUGAAAUACCGCUCCGCGAUACCGACGAGGUUAUCGAAUUAGAUCCGGAACAAUUGCCCGAUGGCGACGAAGUGCUGGGUAUACUGAGACAGGAACGUUCGCAAAUCAACACCUGGGUCAACGUUGCCGUCGCAUACUACAAGCAAAACAAAACGCAAGAGUUUGUGAAAAUUCUCGAUUGCGCCCGUACCGAAGGCAACAUCGACUACCGCGAUUUCGAGAAAGAUCAGAUGCGAGCGUACGAUAUGCUGGCUGCCUAUUAUGUCCAGGAGGCGAAUCGUGAGAAGUCCAAAGACAAGAAACGCGAACUGUUCACCAAGGCUACGCAUCUGUACACAACGGCUGAUAAGAUCAUCAUGUACGAUCAGAACCAUUUGCUGGGCCGAGCGUAUUUCUGCCUGUUGGAAGGCGACAAAAUGGACCAGGCCGAUGCGCAGUUCAAUUUCGUGUUGAAUCAGUGUCCGUCGAACAUACCGUCACUGUUGGGCAAGGCUUGCAUUGCGUUCAACAAGAAGGAUUUCCGGGGCGCGCUGGCUUUCUACAAGAAAGCUUUGCGAACGAAUCCGAAUUGUCCGGCAGCGGUUCGGUUGGGAAUGGGUCACUGCUUUCUGAAGAUGGGACAUCAUGAAAAGGCUAGAUUGGCAUUCGAGCGGGCUAAACAGUUGGAUGGGAAUUGUGUCGGUGCUUUGGUCGGUCUGGCCAUUUCGCAAUUGAAUUUGCAUGAACCGGAAGCGAAUCGUUUGGGCGUGCAAAUGUUGUCCAAAGCUUACACCGUCGAUUCCACCAAUCCGAUGGUGCUGAACCAUCUGGCCAAUCAUUUCUUCUUCAAGAAAGACUACCAGAAGGUGCAACACUUGGCGUUGCACGCUUUCCACAACACAGAGAAUGAGGCGAUGCGAGCGGAAAGUUGCUACCAAUUGGCUCGCUCCUUCCACGUCCAGAGAGAUUAUGACCAGGCGUUCCAGUAUUACUAUCAGUCGACACAGUUUGCGCCCACAAAUUUCGUUUUGCCGCACUACGGACUGGGACAGAUGUACAUUUAUCGCGGUGACACUGAGAACGCUGCCCAAUGUUUCGAGAAGGUUCUGAAAGCCCAGCCGGGCAAUUACGAGACAAUGAAAAUUCUCGGCUCGCUGUACGCCAAUUCCAAUUCCCAAUCGAAACGCGACCUGGCCAAGACCCAUCUGAAGAAGGUCACCGAACAGUUUCCGGACGAUGUGGAAGCAUGGAUCGAAUACGCUCAGAUCCUGGAACAAAACGAUUUGGUCGGUUCGUUGCAGGCGUACGCAACGGCAACGCACAUCCUGGCCGAUAAGGUGAACACCGAAAUUCCGCCGGAAAUUCUGAACAAUGUGGCCGCAUUGCAUUACCGGCUGGAUUCGUUGCAAGAGGCCAAAAGUAAACUGGAAAUGGCAUUGGAUCGGGCCAAAGUCGAGGCCCAAUCGGAUCCGUAUUACGAUUCGAUUGCCGUCACGAUGACGUACAAUUUGGCGCGGUUGAACGAGGCCAUGUGCUGUUUCGACAAGGCGGACAAACUGUACAAGGACAUUCUGAAGGAACAUCCGAAUUACAUCGAUUGCUACCUGCGACUCGGCUGUAUGGCAAGGGACAAGGGGCUGAUUUUUGUCGCGUCGGAUUUCUUCAAGGACGCACUGAAGAUCAACACGGAGAAUCCGGACACGAGAUCUCUGCUGGGCAAUCUACAUUUGGCUAAAAUGCAGUUCAUUCUGGGUCAGAAGAACUUCGAAACCAUUUUAAAGAAUCCGUCCACAUCGACCGACGCAUAUUCGCUGAUCGCAUUGGGUAACUUCUGGCUGCAAACACUACAUCAGAGCAAUAAGGACAAGGACAAGGAGAAGAAACACCAAGAGAAAGCACUCGCGAUCUAUCGACAGGUUCUGCGGAACGAUCCGAAAAAUAUCUGGGCAACGAACGGUAUCGGUGCCGUACUGGCGCACAAAGGUUGUUUCAUCGAAGCGCGUGACAUAUUCGCCCAGGUGCGUGAAGCGACCGCCGAUUUCAGUGAUGUUUGGCUGAACAUCGCUCACAUUUACGUGGAACAGAAGCAGUACGUGGGCGGCAUUCAAAUGUACGAGAACUGUUUGAAGAAGUUCUACAAGCACAACAACGUCGAAGUGAUGCAGUACCUGGCCAGGGCUUAUUUCCGUGCCGGUAAACUGAAGGAAGCCAAAAUGACGCUCUUGAAAGCGAGACGAGUUGCACCGCAAGAUACGUUGCUUCUGUUCAACAUCGCACUGGUGCUGCAGCGUUUGGCUAUGCAAAUAUUGAAAGACGAAAAAUCCGUUCUGGAAGUGGUGCUACAGGCCGUUCAUGAACUGGGCUUGGCGCAUAAAUACUUUACCUACCUUGCGACGCACGGUGACAAAACGCGUUUCAAUGUCGAACUGGCCACUGCCGAGGCCAGCCAGUGUUCGGAUUUACUAACGCAAGCUCAACAUCACGUGAUAACAGCACGACAGAUCGAUAUGGAGGAACGGCAAAUUCGCCAGAAACAGGAAGACGAUCGUGCCGCAUUCAAACGGUUACAGGAGGAAGAGCGGAAACGUUUGGAAGAAGAACGGAAUCGCACGAAGGAGGAAUUGCUGCUUAAGCGGCAAGAGUACAUGGAGAAGACGAAGAAUGCAUUGCUGUUCUCGGAGUCAUUUGCGGAGAAGAAGAAAGGAAGCGGUAGACCACGUAAGGGUGCUGACUAUGUGUCCGAUUCGGGUGGCAGUGGUGGAAGUGAUACACGAGCCGAAGAAUUCGACAAGAAGAAGCGACAGAAGAAGGAGAAAUCGUCGGUACGACGUCGACGCGAAAAGCAGGGCAACGACAGUGAUAGUGAUGCACCGCGUGAGAAACGUGGUCGCAAGAAGAAGGAACCGAAACCGAAAAAGGAGAAGAAAGACAAGGGACUCACACAGAAGCAGAACAGCCGGAUCGUGUCCAAAGCGACCAUAUCAACCAGCGAGUCGGACAGUGACAACGAUAAGCUCAAAAUUGCCAGCGACGAUGACAGCGACGACGGUCCAUCCAAACCGAAACGCAUUGUGUCGGAUGAUGAGUCCGGUUCUGGUUCGCAGCGAUCCAGAUCCAGGUCUCGAGCAGCAAGCCGAUCAAAGUCACGCAGUCGAUCAUCGAGCAGCCGAUCGAGUGGAUCGGCCAGAAGUGCCUCACGUUCAAAAUCGAGGUCCCGAUCGAAGUCGCAUUCUCGUUCGAAGUCACGUUCCAAGUCUCGUUCCAAGUCUCGUUCGAAGUCUCGGUCAAAGUCACGUUCGAAGUCACGUUCGAGAUCAAAAUCCGGAUCAAGAAGUUCACGAUCGCGAUCAUCAUCCAAAAGCCAUUCGGAAUGAUUUUCGUCUUCGGCUGAUUUCAUUAUUCCGGUUUCCCAGCUUGACAUAGUUACACGACCCAUUGUAUCAUUUUGAAUUAAUCAAAUAAACAAAAAUUGGAGCAGAAAAA